AUGAACUUGUUCCCAAAAGCUGGUUUAAUCUCCCUCUUAGCAGCAGCUCUGCCUCUUAACCUGCAUGGAGAAGAGGAGAGGGUGGAGGAGGGGGAGGGGGAGAGGAAGGGGGAGGGGGAGGAGAGGGUGGAGGAAGGGGGAGGGGGGGAAGAGAAGAAGGACGUUGUUCUCUCUGUCUUCCCUGCAGGGUUUGAAAGCAUUUUGGAAGGGCUGUUCGGGCCGGGACUAGUCAAAGAUAUUACCCUUUUUCAAGAUUGCGAGCCCGAGGUACUGUUGGAUUGGUCGUUUGAUGUAAAUUGUCUCUUUUGCUGCUUAAGACGAGAGAAAGUCAAGGAACACUUGGUUGGCAUCACUCCCCAGGUCUUAUCAGAGUCAGAGGAUUUUAAACAGGACACGUCCAAAAUCAACCGCCUGGAGAAGCAAGCCGAAGAGUUCCUCAAUGCUGUCUUCUACAGAAAGGCAGACCUCCCAAGCUUCUCGGACCCCCACAUCCCUCUAGUGGCUCGUGAGAUAAUGCAGCGAAUGAUCCGUCAGUUCGCUGCCGAAUAUACCUCAAAAAACAGCUAUUCUCAGGACCCCCCCCAUCACCCCCAGCCCAACGGCAUCAAGGACCAAAGCCACCUCCUGCCGAGAGCGGCCUCUCCAGCCCCGGCCCCCCUCGCUCUGCCGGGGGCGUCCAGCCCCCCGUCCCCCGCCCCGGGACCGGACCUCAGCCCCGCCUCCGCCUCUGCCUUCGCCCCGGACAGUGGGAACGGAGCCGGUAGUAACUGUAGUGGUACCGGUGCUGCUGCCUCUGCACAGAACCCCGUCCUCAGCAAGCUUCUCAUGGCCGACCAGGACUCUCCACUGGACCUCACCGUCAAGAGGCCCGACCCCACAGAGACCAAAACAGAGGAUGGAGUCCUGGACCUCUCCACCAAGAAGGCCCACGGCACCGUCCUCAAAAACUCUCACAGUUACACCCUGUUGCCCACAGUGAAGGGGCGUGCCCUGAGAGUUGAGCGCUCCUUUCGGGACGUGGAGGACGAUGACAUGCUGCCGAGAAGCUUACAGGACGGGCUGAGGGACAGCUACGUCAGUUCCACCCCCCUCAAGCCCCCAUUGGCCCAUUCGCUGCUUAUAAAGGAGGAGCUCCUCAGCCAGAAGCACCGCCUCCUCGGCCAGCCUCCGGCUCUCUCAUUGGCUAGUCUGGAGGCGGCGGGGCUUCUCAACCACGGGAACAAAGGGAACCACGUGGAGCCCCACCCCCUCCUGGCACGGGACGGCUCUCCGUGGGGUUCCUCCAGUGGUAAAGCCCACCACCACCAACUGGACAGCCUGCUGAGGCUGAAACAGGCCAGCGCCAUCCUCUCAGACCUCCAAGACCUGCCUCUGUUCUUGGACAACCACCACCACGGGGCGUUCUCCUCCAAGAGCUCCUCCGGAGGUGGCCUCCGCCACCACCAUGGCUCCACCAAGACCCACCAUGAGGUGGUGGUGAAGAGGGAGCCGGGAGGCCACCACUCCCCGCCCGUGGACCUGAAGAUCCCCCAGGUGAGGGGCAUGGACCUGUCAUGGGACUCCCACGCGUCAGACCUGUACGGGUACGGGGCCAUGGUGUUGGGCGCCGGGGGCCACGGUGGGGUGGAGAAUGCUUUGAGCAGGAAGCUGAGGGUCAUCCUGCCCAAGCAGAACCGGCGUGCCGGUAGCCUGAGAGGCAGCCUGGGAGGUUUUCUGGAUGGGGCGGCAGACUACUGGAGCUCCGACGUGGAUCAGGGGACCUCCGGGCAACCAUACCCGACCUCCGACCCCGAGGGCGACCCGUGCUCUAAGCAGCCCAGGAAGAAGAGGGGGCGCUACCGCCAGUACAACAGCCAGAUCUUAGAAGAGGCCAUCGGCAUGGUGAUGGGCGGGAAGAUGAGCGUAUCCAAGGCCCAGAACAUGUACGGGAUCCCUCACAGCACACUGGAGUACAAGGUGAAGGAGCGACUGGGCACACUGAAGAACCCUCCUAAGAAGAAGCUCAAAUUGACCUUGAGGAUGGGAGGACAGGAUUCCGCCGCCGAGUCAGAGACUACACCAGCCGCGACGCCGCAAGAGGUUGCGCCACCGGAGGCCGCCGAUCUGAACCACGAGCAAAAAAUGGAAUCGGAAGAUUAACUGAGAAACAACGAUGACGACGAAUCCUCCCUUUCCUUAUAUAUGUAUAAAAACAUCUUAACAUUAAGACUAAAGUAAUUGGAAACAAAUGGAGCUUUAUUUGUGCCAAUUUACUGUUGCAGUAUCUGGGUGAGCACAAGCGCAGGGAUAUGAGGAGGAUUCUAAAACAAGCUGGAGAUGAAAACUAAACCAAUCGGCUGGUUCUGCGGUUGUCGUUUUGACACUGCACAUUUGUUUAGCUUUUAUAUCAAGCGGCGAAACAAAUGCGUCAAAAGCCACGAGUGACGUGACAGUUAUUAAUUACAGUUUGUAAAGCAUGUUGAUUAUCCCCCCAAAACCCUAACUCCCCCUAUUCUGAACUUGAUACACUGACCCUGCAUUGCUUUUAAAUGCAGUCUGGGCUGCGGAAUAUCUCAACUUUGGGAAGCAUUAGAGGGGGUUAAAAAUGAACCCUUUUGAACAAACUAUUAUGGUCCCCCCCCUCUCUCAUUUAAGUACUAGUACCAAUUGGUAAGUGAACUGUCUCCUAUGUUUUGAACCAACUCUAAAACUAGUAAUGUGACAGGAAGCUCUCUCACCAGGAAGCUGAAUCAAAAGCGCAUUAUUUCUAUCGCCAGGUAGCCAUUUCUCUUUAACAAACGCAAAACGUUCUUUCCUCCUUCGAUAUUCUGCUACUCUUUAAACGUGAACGACAGCAACAUUGGCCGUGUCCUUUCUAAGGUAAAGACACAAAAUAGUCAAUCAGGGAUGCAUGUUCGUAAGUUUUAGUAAAUAACUACUAACUUUUAGUAAAUAACUACUAACUUUUAGUAAAUAACUACUAACUUUUAGUAAAUAACUACUAACUUUUAGUAAAUAACUACUAACUUUUAGAAUAUUUUGAAUGUUUUUUUUGUUUCUUUUAUCCUCUUUUGUUUGCCUUUCUUUUGCACUUUCAGUCUGGCGCUCACCGGCGCCACCCAGUGGUGACAGACCAGGUUACCUCGGCAUUGCUGUCCUAGCAUCAUGCACUUAAGGUCUGUCAUAAUCCCCGGCCAACUGCGCUCCAGGUACAAGUUACCCGUAGCCACAGAUCUAGGAUCAGUUUACCCUGCCUUAACAAUUAGGGGGGAAACCUCAAAACUGACCUGAGAUCAGCAUGUAGGGGCAAUUUUAUAUCUGUGCUGCUCUCCUGGAGAGAGCUCCUCAACCUCAACGGUGGUAGGUAAAUGUUGCCUCUCACCACUGGUCCAUAGUCAGAUGUCUUUUUUUAUCCCCUUAUUGCUAAGGUUUGGAUUGGGGCUUGGUGAUCUGAUCCUAGUUCAGUGGUUGAGCGCAACUUCUACCUCAAGCACCUGCAACAAGUGAAUCUGUUCCCAAUCCCGAUCCUAGGGAGCUGGAGCCAUCUCUGGUUUUCAUUCCAACCAACGACCUCAUGCAUAUGCGCUCAGCUAAUUAGUGGGCGGGGUUCUCCUAACACUAUGACAUCACAUGGAGUGAUAACCACAUGUAUUGUAGCUCUCCAAGACCAGGAAGUGGAAACAUUGCUGCUACAACUAUAUUAUCCUGUACUGAGCGAAGGUUUUACCAGCCUUACUGUCUCUAAACACUAAACAUUUCAUAAAGUUUUCUGUUUUAGAAUUCUAACUAAGUAAAAGCUUCUUAGUUGAUGAGUUUUGAAAUGGCUCCUCUCACUCCCAUGUGGUUUUAAAAUGUUCAAAGGUAGUUUCAAAGGCAGUUUAUUACGACAAUGUGCAUUUAUACUUGGGGGGGCAUUUAACAGUGAGAGGGGAUGUGUUCCAUGGGAGGGAUUAGGGGAUAAUAUAAUAUAAAUGAUUAUGAUGACACUGAACUUAAAGCCAAUCCGCAUUUCUGGAUGAUUUUGUUCCUCAUUUUUAACUCAGGGUACCUGAGACGGGAAUCUCUUGACGAAGCCAUGAUUCUAAAACACGGACGUGUUUCCUUUAUCCUGCAGGACCUAAAAGUGAAGGGCAGGACAUGACUUCUCUCACUCUGCUACUUCUGACGGGGGGCGGAGCUUACAGCCCGGCUGGGUGGGUGUGGCUUAGCAGUGCCACGCCCUGUAGACCGCGGUGAAUCAUGAAGAAGGUAACACAAACUAAAACAGUGAGGAGAAGUUUGGAAAUGAAAAGUCUGAAAAUAGCACCUUUUUUUUUUUACCGCGUGAGAGAGAGGAAGAUAUUGUAGCUCUUUUCAGAGAGAUGGGGAUGGGUUUGGGUGGGAGGAAGAGAGCUGAUUAGAGGAGGGUAAGGGAUGGCCAGAAAGCAAAAAGAGAGAAAAAAAAGCUUUAGUGUCUGAAAGACUUUUAGAGAGCUGCAGCUUGGACCUAAACAUAUUCUGUUUCUUCUCUAUUACCUCCUCAGUACCCUGGUUGAUGCUUGAAUUUGUCAGAUUUCGUGUAGUGUAGUUGUCAUAUCUGGUUCCUGCCCCGCAGCCCUCCUGCCAAACCAGGCGGAAACUAUCUUAUCUGUCGUCAUGUUUUGUCAGGGGAAGGAAAAAAGCAUCCUUCUGAGAAAAUGUUUUUAGAAAAAGAUGCUCUCGUUUUGUGUGUUGGGGGCACAAAAAAAAAGACGAGAAGAAAAAAUAAAAUAAAAAUGUUUUAAAAAUGUUUUUAAAGCCCUCUCUUGCUCUGCUGUAGUAAACAUUGCUGUUGGCUCUAAACACUGCCUGGUGCUCACCCAGUCUGUGAGAUUAUUCAUGAAAUUGUACUUAGAAAACAUCUCCGUCAUGUCAACACUGAUGAAAUGAACAUUCACUCCUUGAAAUGUCCUGUACAUUUUAUUUAUUUCAUUUUGUAUUUUAUUUUCUUCUACAAAAUGGCACCAAUCCGUUCCGGGUGAUUUGGGAAUUCUUAGAUAGGAGCUUACAUCUGCAAAGUAUAGACUACUUUAUGAGUGUCGUACCAAGCGAUUCAUGCUCUAGUGUAUUCUAAAUGAGUGAGUAAUUGGUAUAUAAUUGGUAUAAUUAUAUUCAAACCCCUAAUGAACAAUCUUACCUAGCCCUGUUCUGAUAGAUUGGUCUUGGGCUUUGACCCUCCCUCCCAUGGCUUGAUUGGCAGUUAUGCGUAGCCGAUGGGAACAAUGUAAUCCCUUUAUGAUGACCUCUGUAGGAACACAAGGUCAGGGGUCAUGCAUGAAAUGCGUUCAACACUUAGACAAUGCAGAGUAUUUCAAGUGUCUAAUUGGUUACUUGUCCCAUCCAAUCAGAAGACCAAAUAUAGUCCAGCAAUGAUUUAAAUGAGAUUGAUAAUUUUACUUAAAUUAUGAGUAAAGCACUUAUUGUGUAGCCUUUUACCUUUCAAGGCAUUAUUACUAAUUAAUUCAGCUUAGAUGUGAAUGCGAUUUGACAAGAAAAAACACUACUUAAAGUAUAGUGUGGAAUUGUGUUUUAAACUUUGUUUUUCUCCUAAACUUGCGAGUUAUUAUGAAGUAUGACAAAAAUGUGCCCCUUAGCGCUUCUGUCACGUUAUGCAUGUGAGCAUGAAAAAUGAUGCUGAUGGGAAAUGUGUAUAACCUGUACAAAUGGUAUUUACUUAUCAUGACAUGUAGCACUGACUGAGAUGCGUGUCUAAAUUCCUACAUUCAGCACUUAGAUAGGUCCUGAAACCCUUGAGGGGAUUCCUACAUUCAGCACUUAGAUAGGUCCUGAAACCCUUGAGGGGAUUCCUACAUUCAGCACUUAGAUAGGUCCUGAAACCCUUGAGGGGAUUCCUACAUUCAGCACUUAGAUAGGUCCUGAAACCCUUGAGGGGAUUCCUACAUUCAGCACUUAGAUAGGUCCUGAAACCCUUGAGGGGAUUCCUACAUUCAGCACUUAGAUAGGUCCUGAAACCCUUGAGGGGAUUCCUACAUUCAGCACUUAGGUAGAUCCUGAGAUGGGAUUCCUGAAGGGCCAAGAAUUUCCACAUACAUUAUUUAUGAAAACUAUAAAUCUAUGUAUUUAUCAUUGGGCAAUCAAAAAAGAACAUGCUAUUGGUUCCCGAAGACGAGGAUGUUGAUUAAGGCAGCCCCCCGUACCUCUCUGAUUCAGAGGGGUUGGGUUAAAUGCAGAAGACACAUUUCAGUUGAAGGCAUUCAGUUGUACAACUGACUAGGUAUCCCCCCUUUCCCCUUCAUCAGUCGUAUCUAAUCUACUGAGGUGCAUUGCCAUUUGGGCUUUAUUUCAUGUUUGUAUGAAUAUUUUUGGGGUUCAGUUGUUUAGUUAUGCCACUUGGGUUAACGGAUCCCCCUGUCUGAAAAAGUCCUCCUCCUUAACACGACUGAGCCUCUUUUACAGAGAAGUUUCACACUUCUAAUUAUUUAUAUACACACAGAUAAUGAAUGUAAUGAACCGACAUUAAUCUCUCAACCCCCCACACACAAAAAAAAUAUCUGAAAAAAAAAACAAUGACACUGUCAGUUUUUUUGGGGGGGGGGGACAGACUGUUUAAUUUCUUUCUCCACCGUCUGCUUGUAUUUGACUAGCGUUUUUCUGCCGUGGGUAUCUGUAGCCUUCAGUAUUGUACCUCUCAGGAUAAAGUUGACGGGAGGGGCAGCAAUAUUAGUCAGUCGGGGGAUGACACAGACUUAACUACCUGUAUUAGAUUAAAUGUAUACAACACCUAUAUUAUAUAUUGACCUGGCUCAGCUGUGUCCAAGUGCUGUACCUCAACCUGCACUUGUAUCCCUCUCAGGGAAGCCUGAAAGAAAGAAGGGAUAGUUGAUACUCUGGGAAAUAUAGGCCCCUCCUCCUUUUUCUUUUGCUCUUGUCUUUUACAAGAGGAGCUAGGAGUAUGUGACGGACAGCUUAUGAGACAGAGACACAGUCGGUCAGAGACCUAGAGGGGAGUAUGUGACGGACAGCUUAUGAGACAGAGACACAGUCGGUCAGAGACCUAGAGGGGAGUAUGUGACGGACAGCUUAUGAGACAGAGACACAGUCGGUCAGAGACCUAGAGGGGAGUAUGUGACGGACAGCUUAUGAGACAGAGACACAGUCGGUCAGAGACCUAGAGGGGAGUAUGUGACGGACAGCUUAUGAGACAGAGACACAGUCGGUCAGAGACCUAGAGGGGAGUAUGUGACGGACAGCUUAUGAGACAGAGACACAGUCGGUCAGAGACCUAGAGGGGAGUAUGUGACGGACAGCUUAUGAGACAGAGACACAGUCGGUCAGAGACCUAGAGGGGAGUAUGUGACGGACAGCUUAUGAGACAGAGACACAGUCGGUCAGAGACCUAGAGGGAGUAUGUGACGGACAGCUUAUGAGACAGAGACACAGUCGGUCAGAGACCUAGAGGGGAGUAUGUGACGGACAGCUUAUGAGACAGAGACACAGUCGGUCAGAGACCUAGAGGGGAGUAUGUGACGGACAGCUUAUGAGACAGAGACACAGUCGGUCAGAGACCUAGAGGGGAGAAUGUGUCGGACAGGUGGAAAUGUUAACCUUCUGAAUCUACUGUCUAUUAUUAUUAUUAUUAUUAACUUGUUUUAAACUGCAUUCCAAAACAAAUCAUUGUACCUUUUUAUAUAAAUGAAAAUAGCUAUAUACAUAUGAAUAUAUAUUUAAUUUACUGUUUUACAUCUUCAGGUAAAUCAAUGGAUUUCUUUUCAUUCUGAUGUGAGAUUGUAAACAAACACGGAGAGAGAAAAAAAGAAAUGCAGAACUGAACUAACCUCAAUUUCUAGAUACCAUGUGACGUGCCAUUUUUGUCUCUUGAGUGGCACGUGAUACCUUUCAAGAAAAAACUAAACAGACUUCUGUGAAUUGCCAUUUUGCUUGUUGUUAUGAAGUGUUGUUGAUUAUUCCUCCAUGCUGCAUAUCCUGUUGUCAUGACGCCUCAGGUCCACCCACUUCAAAGCAGCUGAUUGUACACUAACUAGCAACACAAAUCAGGACUUUUAUUCAAGUAAAAGUGUUUUAGUACUCUUUUAGUACACUUUCUUGUGUUUCCAGACUUCUUAGACGGGACUGACGGAAGCACUUUUUAAAUUAUUAUUGUUAUUAUUAUAUGGUGGGUUUUAUCAUUGUUAUUGUUAUUAUUAUAUGGUGUUUUUUUCAUGUUUUCUUAAUUUUUAAAGAAAAUAUAAAUUCUUAUAGCUACUAAAACGAACCCAGGUCUUUCUGAAUGCAACACUACUGUAUUAACUAGCACACUCAGCCUUGGAAGCACACACCAUGCACACUGUAACUGCACCCCAUACAUACUGUAACUACACACCAUGCACACUGUAACUACACCCCAUACAUACUGUAACUACACACAUUCAUACUGUAACUACACCCCAUACAUACUGUAACUACACCCCAUACAUACUGUAACUACACCACAUACACACUGUAACUACACCACAUACACACUGUAACUGCACCCCAUACAUACUGUAACUACACACCAUGCACACUGUAACUACACCCCAUACAUACUGUAACUACACACAUUCAUACUGUAACUACACCCCAUACAUACUGUAACUACACACCAUACAUACUGUAACUACACCCCAUACAUACUGUAACUACACCCCAUACAUACUGUAACUACACCACAUACACACUGUAACUACACCCCAUGCAUACUGUAACUGCACCCCAUACAUACUGUAACUACACACCAUGCACACUGUAACUACACACCAUACAUACUGUAACUACACCCCAUACAUACUGUAACUACACACAUUCAUACUGUAACUACACCCCAUACAUACUGUAACUACACCCCAUACAUACACACCAUGCACACUGUAACUACACCCCAUACAUACUGUAACUACACCCCAUACAUACUGUAACUACACACAUUCAUACUGUAACUACACCCCAUGCACACUGUAACUGCACCCCAUACAUACUGUAACUGCACACAUUCAUACUGUAACUACACCCCAUACAUACUGUAACUACACCCCAUACAUACACCCCAUACAUACUGUAACUACACCCCAUGCACACUGUAACUACACCCCAUACAUACUGUAACUACACACCAUACAUACUAUAACUACACCCCAUACAUACUGUAACUACACCCCAUGCACACUGUAACUACACCCCAUACACUCUGUAACUACACCCCAUACAUACUGUAACUACACCCCAUACACUCUGUAACUACACCCCAUACACUCGGUAACUACACCCCAUACAUACUGUAACUACACCCCAGACAUACUGUAACUACACCCCAUACAUACACCCCAUACAUACUGUAACUACACCCCAUACAUACUGUAACUACACCCCAUACACUCUGUAACUACACCCCAUACAUACUGUAACUACACCCCAUACACUGUGUAACUACACCCCAUACAUACUGUAACUACACCCCAUACACUCUGUAACUACACCCCAUACACUCGGUAACUACACCCCAUACACUCGGUAACUACACCCCAUACACUCGGUAACUACACCCCAUACACUCGGUAACUACACCCCAUACACUCUGUAACUACACCCCAUACAUACUGUAACUACACCCCAUACAUACUGUAACUACACCACAUACAUACUGUAACUACACCCCAUACAUACACCCCAUACACUCUGUAACUACACCCCAUACAUACUGUAACUACACCCCAAACAUACUGUAACUACACCCCAUACAUACUGUAACUACACCCCAUACAUACUGUAACUACACCCCAUACACUCUGUAACUACACCCCAUACAUAAUGUAACUACACCCCAUACAUACUGUAACUACACCCCAAACAUACUGUAACUACACACCAUACAUAGUCACAUACAUUUCUAUAUGUAUUGACUCACACACACACUCUUCAUCAGGUAUCCACACUUCGUGUGGGUGGGUUACAUGUACAAUUAUAAACCUCUGCCGUGUCCUUUAUAGAACCUGGUGGGUGUGACACUCCUGAGAGCAGGAGAAAUAUCAGGCUUGUAACUUGGCUGGUGAAGGCUCUGCCUCCCUUAUUCUGUCAAACAGCCCCCUUUGCUUCGUAUCUAUCUCCAGUCCAGUCCGGCUCAGUGGGCCCCUAUAACACUGGUCCCAACCCUCACCACCAAGAACCCGUCUUUAACUCUGGCUCUGAUUUGUUUGUGUAGUGGUGACUUUGUGUCGUGACUUUCCCCUGCCUCUUUGCGUAAUUUGCUAUUUUUAUUUAAUUUGGCAAAUUUCAAGAAUGGCAAAAAUAUAGUAUUUUGUCAAAUGUAUACUUUUUCCACACCAAGUUUGUUUUUUAAAUGUUGUAAAAGUCUCAGCAUUUGUCAAGGUGCAAGUACCACCCGCCUGCUAACUGCAACUUGAGGGCUUUUCUGUGUGAUUUGUGAAACAUUUUAAAGCAAACAGUGCUUUGGUUUUGUUGAAGAGAGAAACGUUGGUUGGAAUUGAAAAGUGAGGCACACCUUCCGUCUGGAAUGAUGUUGAGCUGCUUGCGAUCAUACCAAUUCCCAGCUACCCCCAAACAACACUUUGAGUGUCUUGCUACAGUCAGAUAUAUCUGGACUAGGGGUUGUAGGGAGUCUUGCUACAGUCAGAUAUAUCUGGACUAGGGGUUGAAGGGUGUCUUGCUACAGUCAGAUAUAUCUGGACUAGGGGUUGUAGGGAGUCUUGCUGCAGUCAGAUAUAUCUGGACUAGGGGUUGAAGGGUGUCUUGCUACAGUCAGAUAUAUCUGGACUAGGGGUUGUAGGGAGUCUUGCUGCAGUCAGAUAUAUCUGGACUAGGGGUUGAAGGGAGUCUUGCUACAGUCAGAUAUAUCUGGACUAGGGGUUGUAGGGAGUCUUGCUACAGUCAGAUAUAUCUGGACUAGGGGUUGAAGGGAGUCUUGCUACAGUCAGAUAUAUCUGGACUAGGGGUUGUAGGGAGUCUUGCUACAGUCAGAUAUAUCUGGACUAGGGGUUGAAGGGAGUCUUGCUACAGUCAGAUAUAUCUGGACUAGGGGUUGUAGGGAGUCUUGCUACAGUCAGAUAUAUCUGGACUAAGGGUUGUAGGGAGUCUUGCUACAGUCAGAUAUAUCUGGACUAUGGGUUGUAGGGAGUCUUGCUACAGUCAGAUAUAUCUGGACUAGGGGUUGAAGGGUGUCUUGCUACAGUCAGAUAUAUGUGGACUAGGGGUUGUAGGGAGUCUUGCUACAGUCAGAUAUAUCUGGACUAGGGGUUGUAGGGAGUCUUGCUACAGUCAGAUAUAUCUGGACUAGGGGUUGUAGGGAGUCUUGCUACAGUCAGAUAUAUCUGGACUAGGGGUUGUAGAGUGUCUUGCUACAGUCAGAUAUAUCUGGACUAGGGGUUGUAGGGAGUCUUGCUACAGUCAGAUAUAUCUGGACUAGGGGUUGUAGAGUGUCUUGCUACAGUCAGAUAUAUCUGGACUAGGGGUUGUAGGGAGUCUUGCUACAGUCAGAUAUAUCUGGACUAGGGGUUGUAGGGAGUCUUGCUACAGUCAGAUAUAUCUGGACUAGGGGUUGUAGAGUGUCUUGCUACAGUCAGAUAUAUCUGGACUAGGGGUUGUAGAGUGUCUUGCUACAGUCAGAUAUAUCUGGACUAGGGGUUGUAGGGAGUCUUGCUACAGUCAGAUAUAUCUGGACUAGGGGUUGUAGGGAGUCUUGCUACAGUCAGAUAUAUCUGGACUAGGGGUUGAAGGGUGUCUUGCUACAGUCAGAUAUAUCUGGACUAGGGGUUGUAGGGAGUCUUGCUACAGUCAGAUAUAUCUGGACUAGGGGUUGUAGGGAGUCUUGCUACAGUCAGAUAUAUCUGGACUAGGGGUUGUAGGGAGUCUUGCUACAGUCAGAUAUAUCUGGACUAGGGGUUGUAGGGUAAAUGAGGGGCUGUACUGUAGAGGCAGAGAGGAGAGAGCCUUUCCAAGGUUAGUGUCCCCACCCCCACACUGCAGAUAGCAGUCUUUAACAGAUAAUGUAGGACUGAAUUUGCCUCAUCGCCCAGAGAAACACAACAGAGCAUUCAAAGUAAAUAAACGAAAAAAGAUCACCUUGGAUCCAAAGAAGGUGAAUAGAUUUCAGGAUGGGGCGGAAUGAUACAAAGAUAAAAACAAUUGAAUAGCAAAGGUAUGGAGAAACAAUUAGAAGGAAAGCUAAUCAAACUCUCAGUGUUCUUUGGCAGAAGCUGUUGUCCUGGAAUGGGGUGCCCUUGCAUGUUGCUAUAACAAUGGAGCAGCAACAUCCUUCUCAGGCGGAGGUGUGUCUCUUCUGUUUUAUUCACCUUUUCUCAAGGAAAUGGUCGAUGUCUCUCUCUCUCUCUCUCUCUUCUUUCAAAGUGUUUCUCCUGAUGUCUGUUAUUCCUUCCUCCCCUGGUUCCCAACACUGGGGAGGCCUGUAAUUGGCCCACGAUGUUUCAUAUCAAUAUCAAAAGAUUCUAGAUGUGUUUGAACUGUUGUUUGUUUCUUAACACCUGUUUCCCCCACCUGUAUCCCAAUGUAAAGGAUGCAAGAUGUCUCAUCAGAAAUGAUGCCAUCUGCCAAUACGUUUGAAAGUUUUGAAUGGAUGGUGUGAAUUUGUCUGCCAUCUCCGUCUUUUCCCCUCUCCCCUACAUUCCUAUUGUAUCCUUCACAAGGUGAUUACUGCUUCACCACAAUGCAUAGUGACGCAAAGGUCCUUCUCUUUCUGUCUCUCGCUGGUUUUGGAUUGGAUGCGUGUCUAUUGCUUCGGUGACUCUUCUGGCUUUUCUGCCUGUCUGCUUGACUUAGAGGGGCCCUGGUCAAAAGUAGUGCACUUUGUAGGGAAUAGUGCGCCAGACGAUGUCUCUGGUUUCUGCUACCUCAGCUUGCCUGGUGGAAGACUGUUGGGGAGGGUAUAUGGGGUGGGGUAGUAUAGGCUCAAGGGCUUUCUGUACAGAUUGACAAGAACGUUUGGUAUUUUGUUGGUUGUGAGUGACGUUACAGGGAUGAGGGUCAAUUGGGUAGUGAUGAACCGUCCAUAUGCUUGACUAUUGGAAAGGGGGUCGGGAAGCGGUGAUCGGGAAGAUGGGGGGGUAACCCCUUCGCUUGUAAGAUUUCGGGGUUUCUAUGAAAAACAAAAAAACAUCUAAUUUGUUUGUUAAUGUCUAGUUGAAGUUGAUAAUGCCUGCCGUGUUUCUAGCUUUCGAACCGUCCGUUUUGUUUCAACGCUGGUUUCUUUGACAACCACAAGCCUUCUGUAUUCUUUGGUUCUGGUUUGUCGUCGUCGUCGUGUGGAGAUACUAUCAGAUACUGCAGCAGUGUAUUAAAAGGGUUUGACUGAAGAGCAGCUCUGACUCAGGACCACAGAUCAACCAGAUGUCAGAGGGACAUCUGCCAGGUGUUUUAGUUCAGACUUCUAGAGCAGCUCUGACUCAGGACCACAGAACAACCAGAUGUCAGAGGGACAUCUGCCAGGUGUUUUAGUUCAGACUUCUAGAGCAGCUCUGACUCAGGACCACAGAUCAACCAGAUGUCAGAGGGACACCUGCCAGGUGUUUUAGAGCAGCUCUGGUAAAGAACAUGUGGCGAAUAAGAUGAACCCUGUUUUACAGUUGAAGAAGAAUUUCCAGUCAUGUACAUUCGUAGAUCUGUACUAAGAAAAGAGAUCUGCCGACCGUCUGUGUGUGAACACAAUACUUACUCUCUACUCUGGCCAAAGAGGGAUAUGAUAUCCAUUCUUGAAAGCCAGACUUUGACCACUUUGACUUAGCUCUUCUUUAUACAGCCUUUUGUUAACUAAUUACCACACGAUUUCAGCCAAAUACCUAUUUUCUUUUAGUGCUUUAUAAACAGCAAGGAUUGUAAAAAAUAGAACGCCAAUUUCACGGGGAAAGGAAUUGAUUUGUUUCAUUGUCUCGUCUAUUGUCAUUGUAUGGUGUUGGUGUGCAACAACUUCAAAAAAUAAACCUUACAACGCAGAAUACCUCAGAAUAUAAAUCCAUGUAAAGCUUGACAGCCGCCAUGGCGUUGUUAGUUCCUGUCCUCUUGAUGCUCCACGUGCUUUUUCCUCUGUUAUUUCCUCUUUUAUCCCUCACACGGCAUGUAGCACAUAGUGGACGUGUCAUAGCUUCUUUUCUUUCUUGUUCUGGGGACUUUUUAAGACGGGUCUCUCCUUCAGUCCCUCCCUGGAGCCAGAGAUAAAGAGAGAAGGAGGUGAUUGGGAGUGAAAGGAACACUAAUUCACAUUCUAGAAUUCAUUUUGGGAUCUCGUUUGAUCCUGAAGUCAAGAGAGAGAAAAUAUCUUCAUCUAUAUCUGGAGCUCGGUUUCCUCGUCUCUUCUCUUUCAUUAUUUUGAAACUAGAGAUGCUCAGAGGCCGAAGGUCAAUCUGUUAAAGUCCUAUAAUCCCCAUUUCUUUCCUUUUGGAUACCUCUUUUUGAUUUAUCAUCUACAUUCUCAUCAUUAAAACUGAAUGUAACGACACAAACUAACCUCACGAUUCUAACUUGACAGAUGGAAGACAAACAGAUACUAUAUAUGUACAUAUAUGUAUAACACACAACACACAAUGCAUUGUAUAUAUACAGAUCUCCUAAAGACAGAUACAUACGUAUCUUGUGGAAGGGGAAAAACAACCGUUUCCUUUGUUUGAUUCAGGGAACAAAAGUCUAGUGCGGUAUGUUAGAUAUCACUCCCAUGGCUCUCUUUCUGACUGUAUGUUAGAUAUCACUCCCAUGGCUCUCUUUCUGACUGUAUGUUAGAUAUCACUCCCAUGACUCUCUUUCUGACUGUAUGUUAGAUAUCACUCCCAUGACUCUCUUUCUGACUGUAUGUUAGAUAUCACUCCCAUGGCUCUCUUUCUGACUGUAUGUUAGAUAUCACUCCCAUGGCUCUCUUUCUGACUGUAUGUUAGAUAUCACUCCCAUGACUCUCUUUCUGACUGUAUGUUAGAUAUCACUCCCAUGGCUCUCUUUCUGACUGUAUGUUAGAUAUCACUCCCAUGGCUCUCUUUCUGACUGUAUGUUAGAUAUCACUCCCAUGGCUCUCUUUCUGACUGUAUGUUAGAUAUCACUCCCAUGGCUCUCUUUCUGACUGUAUGUUAGAUAUCACUCCCAUGGCUCUCUUUCUGACUGUAUGUUAGAUAUCACUCCCAUGACUCUCUUUCUGACUGUAUGUUAGAUAUCACUCCCAUGACUCUCUUUCUGACUGUAUGUUAGAUAUCACUCCCAUGGCUCUCUUUCUGACUGUAUGUUAGAUAUCACUCCCAAUGACUCUCUUUCUGACUGUAUGUUAGAUAUCACUCCCAUGACUCUCUUUUUGACUGUAUGUUAGAUAUCACUCCCAUGGCUCUCUUUCUGACUGUAUGUUAGAUAUCACUCCCAUGGCUCUCUUUCUGACUGUAUGUUAGAUAUCACUCCCAUGGCUCUCUUUCUGACUGUAUGUUAGAUAUCACUCCCAUGGCUCUCUUUCUGACUGUAUGUUAGAUAUCACUCCCAUGGCUCUCUUUCUGACUGUAUGUUAGAUAUCACUCCCAUGGCUCUCUUUCUGACUGUAUGUUGCAUGUAUUCUCCUCAUGAUGUAGCAGUGGGCAGGGGGUGGCGGAGUUUAAACAAGUGGAGCUUUUAGAGUAGGUAGCUAGUCUUUUGAAACCUGAUUAUGUGAAGGGGGGGGGGGUUGAAAUGACACUGUAAAGACAGUAUAUUUAUGAAACAGAAGAAUAGCACGUCAUGGUCCCAUUAUCAUCUGUCCUUAAUCAGGUUAGGUGUAGCCUACGAUAUGUCAACUCCUGACUAAAGUCUUGUGUUUUUCAAGUUGGAUUUGGCACAGAUUAAAGAAGGAAGGAAGGAAGGAAGGAAGGAAGGAAGGAAGGAAGGAGAAGAGGAUAUGCAUUCAGUGAUGUCACUUGAUAUACCUCCUUCAGUGUCCAAUCAGAGUCCAAUUGGAGCAACACAAGGAUUCCGAUUGGUUGGAUAUUUUUUGCAUGCCAGUGUACGUACAUUGUAAAAGAUUGUUGCUGGAGCGGGCAGUUGUUUACGAAAGUGGAAUGUACGCAGGACAGAUUCCAAUGUUUAGAUAUGACAUAUUUGCCCUUGAGAGAAGCCGUCCUUUUCUCAGAAAGAGGUGUGACCUUAAGGUUAGUUUUAGUCGCUGCAACUGCUCUCGUAGUGUUUUUUUGUUGCUUAAGCUCUUUUCAGAAUAACUUUUUCCUUCUUUAAAGUAAAAAAAAAAGAAGAAACAAUUGUGAGUGUGUGAGUGUGUGAGUGUGUUGCUGCUUGGUGGUGUGAAAUGCUUUUAGUUUCCUCUUGUCGGGCCUGUGAAGCCUGUGCCCUCCAACCAUACUGUAGCCUGAGCUGCGUUUGCAACACAGAACUAUCAGUGCUCUUUUUAACGUUUUUGGAACCCUGACACUGGUUUAAUAGUGCAAGGCCGAAGCGUUACAGUUCUGAAUGCAGCCUUCAAUGCUUUCUAUAGAAAGAAUUAUAUCACCCACUCUCUGCCUCACAGACAAGACACUACAUGUCCCAGAAAUCCUCAGCCAAGACAAUACAUUAGCCAGACAUCCUCAGCCCAGACACUACGUUACGCAGACACCCUCAGCCCAGACACUACGUUACCCAGACACCCUCAGCCCAGACACUACGUUACCCAGACACCCUCAGCCCAGACACAACGUUACCCUGACACCCUCAGCCCAGACACUACGUUACCCAGACACCCUCAGCCCAGACACUACGUUACCCAGACAUCCUCAGGGAAUUAAGAUAACACUGCUCUCACUCUAUUCAGGUACUUUCUCUAGAUUCUGAGGCCUAGCAGUGAUCUGUAGUUAUUUUUAGUUAUUAUGAUUAUUUCAUUUUUUAUUUUUUAUAUUACUUUUGUAUUAUUAUUCACUGUAAAAAGAAAAUGUCUAGUGUCCUGAAAACUUACUUUAAUUUUAUUUUGUCUUUUGUUUUCUCCCUUGGUCCCUCAAAAAAAAACAUGUAAUUCUAUUUUAUAAAAUGUAGAUUAAGAUUCCACAUCUAAUGAAUGUCUAUCUACUUCUCAGCUCAGGUGGAGAGGGUCCUCAUAGCACGUAAACUGCCCUCUCUACGCACCGUGCCUCAGACUCUGUGGCUUAUAUACUGGGGACCACAUGGCGGCUACUUAACACUGCCGUAAGGCUACGUAACACUGUCAUAAGCAUGACAUAACAGGUCCUAGAUACUUAUGACAAGCUACUGUACCUUUAUAAGCUGACAUGACACUUUGACUGCCACCUCAUUAGAGGUGUAACCUCCCUCUCUGACAAACACAACACCUCUGAACACAACAGUGUGAGUACUGCCUUCUGGCUCACCUGCCAAUCAAUCAAACGUCAGCGUUAGCGCUGGAAUCUUCUCAGAACAUCAACAAAUCACCUCACAGAACCGUCUGACCUGAACAAAAAGCACCUCUGGAACUUCUAAAACCGCAGUCAUCAAGUUGAGGGAGAAACUAUCAUCCACAGCCAGCCAAGUCAACUGAAAAGUCAGUUUAUUCGCAGUUCCUUUGAAGUUUUGCGACAAAAAUGAAACAUGUAUAUAUCAGUUGGCUUGUUUUGUUUGCAGCUUUUUGUGCUUGUUUUGUUCAAAGUGCUGCUGAGUGGUUGAUGAUGGAUGACUAACUGGCUUGCCGUUGUGUGGGACUUCAGCAAACGUUCUGCUAUUCUGGUAAGCCUACGUACAUCUUUUGUUGCGUGCCUACCUGGCCACAUGUUUUCAAAAUGACCUUCUGACUUUGGUUUUUAAGUCUUCAUAUUUUGCGUUUGAACUUGGCAAUCCUUCUUUAUAUAUUCUGAAUGUUUGGUGUGGUGCUGGCGUCGGUGCUGGUGUGGUCUGGUGCUGGUUUGUGAUGCCAGCGAUGGAGAUAUCAGUUUGGUCGGUGUUCUUAAAAAGGUUUUCAAACGCUGGGUGUCUGACUUCUCUAGAUAGCCCUACUGCAGGUAUGAUCCGAGACCGGUUCAUUCUUAACGAAUGAAAUACUUCUACUUACUUACUUGGUGACUUUUCCUAGCUAAGGCUUUGCUAAUUUACUAGCUAACUCUACUUUCUAACAAGUGAACUGAUGCCCUCUAUUCGGGGCCUGGCGUUUCCUCUGUAUUUCCGAGAGAGAUGUCUGGGUUUGUUGAUAUACCUCAUGCUAUCCAGAUGGAGUAGAUAGGGGGCGCUGUUGUUGUGGAAAGCAAUGUCUCGCCCCCUGUUAUAGAACAGUUCCUUAUAGCUCGUUUUUAUACUCGGGUUCUUUCUGGGAGUCCAACCCUGUACCUCACACCCGGAAGGCUUUCUCUCUCUUUCUCCAUAGAAACUGGAAUGGACCUCAUUUUUUUCAAUAUCUACUACUGUUUACAGUUUGGGCAGAACAUUGUAUAAUUUAAAUAUUUUUCUCUUACUGUUGUUUUUGUUUAUGUACAUUUAUCCAAAACUUUUUGUACUGUGUGAGUUGGAGUUUUUAUUCUAGGCUUGUAUGAUUGAUCGAUGUCCGUUUUUAAUUGAGCACUUAAAAGAGGAUCACAUUAAUUAUGUUUGAUUGAUUUGUUGAUUGAAUGAUAGGUUGAUUGAAUACACUAUCUGUUUUUGUUUCCCCCAUUUUUUUAAUGCAAAAUCAGAUUUUACUAAAUGGGCCGAAUGAAAUAAUAAAAAAAUCUGUCAUCUAAUGUGAUAAAAAAUUUAAAAAAAAUCUGUGGUCUGUUAUUUGUUUUUUUAUUUUGCAUUGAACUUCGGGCUGAUUAGAUCCGUCUUUGUGCAUGUGUUAAACAAAUAUUUGACUGGUUCUGUUAUUAUUGAAAUUUGGAAUAAAUGCCAUUUUGGCAACACAUUUCAGCUGUACCGUUCUGUAAGGUGGUAUGAUGCUAGAGCUUCUUUUCAAAACCACUAUUCUUCUAAUAAAUUUUGUUGUGAAAAUAA
Oncorhynchus nerka (sockeye salmon) is the source of this 18894-nucleotide messenger RNA. RefSeq names its product ligand dependent nuclear receptor corepressor (gene lcor). The transcript has 8 exons. Gene Ontology annotation, biological process: regulation of transcription by RNA polymerase II. Bases 1 to 2139 code for a protein of 712 amino acids. Gene Ontology annotation, molecular function: DNA binding. Gene Ontology annotation, cellular component: nucleus. Lineage: Eukaryota; Metazoa; Chordata; Actinopteri; Salmoniformes; Salmonidae. The record is from RefSeq and is a predicted model, not a curated record.